Molecule: messenger RNA, 896 nt
Organism: Xenopus laevis (African clawed frog)
Lineage: Eukaryota; Metazoa; Chordata; Amphibia; Anura; Pipidae
Product: prothymosin alpha-like
Exons: 1
Coding region: 312-650 (112 amino acids)
Source: RefSeq, a predicted model, not a curated record
UGCUGCAUUUCCUUAGCAAUAGUCAUCUACCAAAUGAUUGCACUAGGGCUUGCAGGUAAUGGCCACAGAUGUUAAUAGACGGUUUGUUUUGAUUGGUUUAUCCCUGCCCUCUAUAUUGCUAUUUGUUUUGGGAUACAAAACACUACCUAAAAUUUCCCCAUCUACCAUUUUUAAAACAAAAAGGAUCUGCACAUUCAUUCCUCUCCACUCGGUAGUGCGGUUGGUUGGUGACUUAUUUCCAUCUGUCACUCGAAAACCCGGGAGGUCUUUUUCUUUUUAUCUUUUCCCUGAAUUAAAACUCGCAAAGAAAAAUGGCAGAUACCAACGUACAUACCACCACCGCCGAGAUCCCCGUCACCAAGGAUCUUAAAGAAAAGAAAGAAGUGGUAGAACCAGAGAAGGCAGAGAAUGGAAUGGGAGAUGCAACAUCCAAUGGCAAAGAAGAGAAUGGCGCUGACCAUGGUGCACAGAAUGAGGAUGCAGUGAAAGAGAAUGAAAAAGGUGAUGUAAAAGGUGAGGGUGAAGGAGAGGAUGAGGAAGAAGGUGAGGGAGAUGAAAAAGAAACAGAUGGCCUUUCAGUAAAACGUCCUGCAGAUGAUGAGGAGGAAACUGAAACUAAACACAGAAGACAGAAAAUGGAGACUCCAUAGAAAUGAAAGAAUCUGCCUAAUUCUCCUUCCAGACAUUUUAUAGCUUAAGUGACAUGGUUGACUUUAAAUUGUAGAGACUGUGCUUUAUAUCUGUACAUUUUACAAAAUGGCGGUUUUUAUAUACUGUAACCGUACAUGCACUAGAGACCUGUAACAUCGCAGCAAGACAGCUAUGGCUUUUUGUAAAAUGUUAUUUAUUGGUGCUUGUUUGUACUGGUUAACUGCUUCAAUAAAAAUCAAAACUUU